This is a messenger RNA of Diprion similis, 3063 nucleotides long. It is a transcript of the gene MetRS, whose product is annotated as methionine--tRNA ligase, cytoplasmic. The coding region runs from base 102 to 3023 and encodes 973 amino acids. Gene Ontology annotation, biological process: methionyl-tRNA aminoacylation. The record is from RefSeq and is a predicted model, not a curated record. The transcript is spliced from 16 exons. Gene Ontology annotation, molecular function: ATP binding; methionine-tRNA ligase activity. NCBI's taxonomy places the organism in Eukaryota, Metazoa, Arthropoda, Insecta, Hymenoptera, Diprionidae. Gene Ontology annotation, cellular component: cytosol; aminoacyl-tRNA synthetase multienzyme complex.
UUGUAGAAUUGGACAAUAUUACAAGAGCGUAACACGUGUAUUGGUUCUACGAUUACCAUAUUUGUCUAUUUAUUGCAGAUAUUUAUUAAUUUAUUAUAAAAAUGAUUAUACUGACAAACGAUAAUAAUCCAAACGCGUUGAAAUUGAUUAUCGGUCUGAAAUUAGCCCAGCAGAGUGUUGAAAUAAAUACUGUGUCACCUCGAGACGCUGUAUUAGGAUAUUUACCAUCGCUGCAAUUGUCCUCAGGGUCGAAUUUAUUCAGCACUAGUGCAGCACUUCAGUUUUUAAUACCGACGCCUGAAGAAUCUAGUGUUCUAAUUAACAAAUGGCUCGAGUGGGACAUUUCUCAGUUACAGCCUGCAUUGGUUUCUUAUGGGGGUUCAGGAAAAUUAGACACUUCCCAUAAACCUCGGAUAUGGUCUUUGCUAAAAGAGUUGAAUACGUUCCUGAAAAGCAAAAAGCGUUUGAUAGAGACCAACACUAUUCUGUCAGUGGCUGAUAUUUCUAUUUGGGUUUCUUUGUGGUCAACAAUAGCCGCCGUUGAAGUCAGUAAGGAAUUAAGCAAAGAGUUUCCUUAUGUCCAAGAAUGGUUGAACAAUCUUGAAUCUCUUCCAGUAGUUCAGGAAUCACUGAAAGAAUUUAGGUUUGAAAGAGGCAUGAACGCAAUAGGCAGUAUCCAAGCUGCUUCAUGGUUUCCACUCAAUUCAUAUACAGGAGGAACAUUGAAUAAACAAUUAUCAAAUGAGGUAAAUACGCCAAAGGAGAAAGAAGUAGCUUCCAUUAGUGAAGAGGAAAUACUGAGUGUUAAGAAAAAUUGGACAUCCAAAGAUUAUCCUAAUCUCAAAGAACCGUCAUAUCCUGUACUUCCCAAGAAAGGGGAAAAGAAUAUUCUGAUAACUUCAGCUCUUCCUUAUGUCAACAAUGUGCCUCAUCUUGGAAACAUUAUCGGAUGUGUUCUGUCUGGUGAUAUUUUUGCCAGAUAUUGCAGGCAAAGAAAUUAUAAUACGCUGUACAUCAGCGGUACUGAUGAAUACGGUACAGCUACAGAGGCUAAAGCGGUUGAAGAGAAUAUGACACCGCAGCAAAUUUGUGACAAGUUUUUCAGUAUUCACAAUGACAUAUAUCGAUGGUUUAGCAUAGGGUUUGAUUACUUUGGACGUACAACAACUCCUGAACAAACAGAAAUUGUGCAAUCUCUAUUCCUGCGUCUGAAAGACAAAGGAUUCAUAAACACGCAAACAAUUGAUCAAUUGCUUUGCGAAAAAUGCGACAGGUUUUUAGCCGAUAGAUUUGUAGAGGGAACUUGUCCAGGCUGCAAGUACGAAGAUGCUCGUGGAGAUCAAUGCGACGGAUGUGGUCAUCUUGUGAAUGCCACUGAAUUGUUAAACCCGCGAUGUAAAGUGUGCAAUAGUUCGCCGGUUAUUAAACCAUCGGUGCAAUUUUUCCUCGAUUUGCCUAAAAUAGAACCGAGGUUAAAGAAGUGGGCUGCGAACAUCGAAGGAGAAUGGUCCCCAACAGCAAGAGUUGUUGCAAAACCGUGGCUGCGUGACGGUCUGAAGCCACGCUGCAUAACGCGAGAUUUGAAAUGGGGGAUUCCUGUGCCGAUCGAGGAGUAUAAAAAAAAAGUAUUUUACGUUUGGUUCGAUGCUCCAGUUGGUUACAUAAGUAUUACGAAACGGUACACGAAGGAGUACGAGCAAUGGUGGAAGCCGACGGACCAUGACGUGAGUUUGUACCAAUUUAUGGCGAAAGAUAACGUUCCAUUCCACGCAAUCAUGUUCCCAGCAUCUCUGUUGGCUGCCGACAACGGACAUAUACUAGUGAAUCACAUUAUGGCAAUCGAGUACUUAAAUUACGAGGAUACAAAAUUCUCGAAAUCUCGAGGCAUUGGUGUGUUUGGAACGGAUGCUAGAGACACUGGCAUUCCAGCUGAUGUUUGGCGAUUUUACCUUGCUUACAUAAGGCCGGAAAGUCAGGAUUCUAAUUUCAAUUGGGUCGAUCUGGCAACGAAAAAUAAUAGCGAAUUACUCAACAAUCUUGGUAAUUUUGUCAACAGAGCGCUGACGUUUGCUGAGAAAAACUUUGGAUCCAAAGUCCCACCGAUGGACCUUCAGGAAGACGAUCUCAUCGUACUCGCUCUUGCCCAAAGAGAACUUUCACAGUAUGUAGCAGCAUUAGAGAAAGCAAAGAUGAGAGACGCUCUCAGGCACAUUUUAGCGAUAUCCAAACACGGAAAUCAAUACAUGCAAUCACAAGAACCUUGGGUCAAAAUUAAGGGCUCUGACGACGACAAAAAAAAGGCCGGUACUGUCAUUGGUGUCUGCUCAAAUUUGGCCUGUCUUCUGUCUGCGUUAUUGGGCCCAUACAUGCCCAGUACAUCUCGUGAAUUGCGAGCGCAAUUGGGCCUAGAUAAAAUCAGCUAUGGUUACAUUCCGGAUACAAUUAUGACCUUUUUACCAGCCGGGCAUAAGAUAGGAAAACCAUCGCCACUUUUCAGUAAAAUUGAAGAGCAACAAGUUGAAUUGUUGAGGAAAAAAUAUGCUGGUAAACAAGACUCACCACCCCGAGAACUAACAUCAGUGAUCCCUGUUGCCGCAACAGAUGCUGCUGCGUUAGAAGCUGCAAUUGUCAAGCAGGGUUCGCUUGUAAGAGAUUUGAAAGCUAAGGGAGACAAGACUGUUUGGCAACCACAAGUUCAAAUCCUACUGCAAUUGAAAAAACAACUCGCUGAACUCACCUCUUCUACAACUAAAAUUACCAGUCAGUCAACGGCAGUGAAUGCAAAAAAAUCUGUACCUGCUCCAACCCCUGAACUAAACGGAGGUGGUGGACAAGACGUUGCUACUCUAGAAGCUGCAAUUGCAAAGCAAGGACUUCUCGUUAGAGACUUGAAAACUAAAGGAGAUAAAAGUGUCUGGCAACCGGAAGUGGAAAUUUUACUUAAUUUGAAGAAGCAAUUAGCCAGCAUAACCGGUGCUCCAGUCUCGGCCGCCAAUGAUAAAAAGUCAAAAAAGAAGAAAUAGUUUUAUUUCGAGAGUGCUUCACUUUGAGAUUCAAUAAAUU